AUGAUCUUGAGCGACAAGGCUCAGCAGUACCAAACUCCAUUUCUGCUGGAGGGUAAUGAACCAGAGGAGACCACCCAGAUCACAUAUCGUGAGCUUCUGAUCCAAGUGUGUCGAUUCAGCAAUGUUCUCCAAAAACAGGGUAUUCAGAAAGGUGACCGGGUAGCCAUCUACAUGCCCAUGAUACCGGAGCUUGUGGUGGCCAUGCUGGCGUGUGCCCGCCUUGGGGCUCUGCAUUCCAUUGUGUUUGCAGGGUUCUCUGCAGAGUCUCUAUGUGAACGGAUCCUGGAUUCCAGUUGCAGCCUUCUUAUCACUACAGAUGCCUUCUACAGGGGGGAAAAGCUUGUGAACCUGAAGGAACUGGCUGACGAGGCCCUGGAGAAGUGUCGGGAAAAGGGCUUCCCAGUGAGAUGCUGCAUUGUGGUCAAGCACCUGAGGCGGGCAGAGCUGGGCACAAGUGACUCUCCCAGCCAGUCCCCCCCCAUUAAGAGGCCAUGCCCAGAUGUGCAGGGUAAGCUGAAAGAGAAAGCCAAACGCAUCUGGUCCCAGAUAUCCUGGAACCAAGGGAUUGACUUGUGGUGGCAUGAACUCAUGCAAGAGGCAGAGGAUGAGUGUGAGCCUGAGUGGUGUGAUGCUGAGGACCCACUCUUCAUCCUGUACACCAGUGGCUCCACAGGCAAACCCAAGGGUGUGGUACACACUGUUGGGGGCUACAUGCUCUAUGUGGCCACAACCUUCAAGUACGUGUUUGACUUUCACCCGGAGGAUGUGUUCUGGUGCACAGCAGACAUCGGCUGGAUCACUGGCCAUUCCUACAUCACCUAUGGGCCACUGGCCAAUGGUGCCACCAGUGUUUUGUUUGAGGGGAUUCCCACAUACCCGGAUGUGAGCCGUCUGUGGAGCAUCGUGGACAAGUACAAGGUGACCAAGUUCUAUACGGCACCCACGGCCAUCCGCCUGCUCAUGAAGUUUGGAGAUGAGCCUGUCACCAGGCAUAGCCGGGCAUCCUUACAGGUGCUAGGCACAGUGGGUGAACCCAUUAACCCUGAGGCUUGGCUGUGGUACUACCGGGUGGUAGGUGCCCAGCGCUGUUCCAUCGUGGACACCUUCUGGCAGACAGAGACAGGUGGCCAUAUGCUGACUCCCCUCCCUGGUGCCACACCAAUGAAGCCUGGUUCUGCUACCUUUCCGUUCUUUGGUGUAGCUCCUGCAAUCUUGAAUGAGUCUGGAGAAGAGUUGGAAGGUGAAGCUGAAGGUUACCUGGUGUUCAAGCAGCCCUGGCCAGGAAUCAUGCGCACAGUCUAUGGGAACCAUGAACGCUUUGAGGCCACCUACUUUAAGAAGUUUCCUGGGUACUACGUGACAGGAGAUGGCUGCCGGCGGGACCAGGAUGGCUAUUACUGGAUUACUGGAAGGAUUGAUGACAUGCUGAAUGUAUCUGGACAUCUACUGAGCACAGCAGAGGUGGAGUCAGCACUUGUGGAACAUGAGGCUAUCGCAGAGGCAGCUGUGGUUGGCCAUCCUCAUCCUGUGAAAGGCGAAUGCCUCUACUGCUUUGUCACCCUGUGUGAUGGCUACACCUUCAGCCCCACACUCAUCGAGGAGCUCAAGAAGCAGAGUGAGGAGCCUCCCUAAGCAGGGAUUGGAAGGACUGUCCUGAUGGCCCAGUUACCACAGCAAGUUGUUGGGGGGAGGCUAGAGCAAGCUGCUCCCCAAACUACAAACAGAUCCCAGGGGGCCUUAGGGGCUGAUUGCCACCUUCCCAUUCAGUCUUCUCUAGUCUCUCCACUAGGAUAAUAAUUGCUGACAUUUAUAGAAUUCUCUUUGCCCCACUGGGCUAAGUGCUUUAAAUGCAUUAAUCCAUUUUAUCCCUAUAUCACCACUGUGAAAUAGAUCCUAUUGUUACCUUCAUCCUAAAGAUGAAGAAAUUGAGGCUCAGAGAAAUUAAAUCACUUGCUCAAGACCACACUGCUAAUAAAGUGGGAUUUAAACUCUAGCAGGUGGAUGCUUAGAGCUGGAGUUUGAUGAAGGAAGACUGAGAUAAAAUGAGGUAGAAGUGUGUUAAAAAGAAAGACCAGGCGCCUGGGUGGCUUAGUUGGU
Molecule: messenger RNA, 2097 nt
Organism: Suricata suricatta (meerkat)
Lineage: Eukaryota; Metazoa; Chordata; Mammalia; Carnivora; Herpestidae
Gene: ACSS2
Product: acyl-CoA synthetase short chain family member 2
Exons: 16
Coding region: 1-1632 (543 amino acids)
Biological process (GO): acetyl-CoA biosynthetic process
Cellular component (GO): cytoplasm
Molecular function (GO): acetyl-CoA synthetase activity
Source: RefSeq, a predicted model, not a curated record